CCCACCCACCCACACACACACACACACACUUUGCUCCAGCCAGGCAGUGUGUGGAGCGUCAGACAGACGGGGAGAGAGAGCGAGGCAGCAGCAGCAGCACUGUGAGGAGAAACCAGAGCCGCUGAAACACCAGACGUCUGCCGGAGCUGCCUGACAGUCCUAAAUCAGGGUUUACAGCAACAUUUGAUGUCAGUUGUGAUCCUCAGUGCUGACAGAAGGCUCGUCUCCUGGUGGGAAAGUCCUACAGUUGAUCUCCCCGAGCAUCUUUACGGACUGAGACCUGCUCCAGAGAGUUUUCACUCAAAACAGACAUCUGAAAGGAUACAGCAGGAUUGCACUCUCUUUCACAAGGAGAGUUUAAUCAUCUGGACUUUGCAGACAACCUGCAGACUUUCUGACAAUUCUUGAGUUUACUUCAGUAGGUUUUGUAGAGUUGAAUGUCUGAUAUAAUCCUUUUUUUUUUUUUUUUUUUUUUUACAGUUUUGUUACUCUCUUCAAAGGAAACCCAGACAACUAAAGGACCCACAAGCCGCAAGGAUUACUCCGAAUUUUUUGAUUUCUUUUUCACAAAGGGAGAAGUUAUCAGUAUUUUGCAGACAAUUUGCAAACGACCUUGUGGAUAAUUUCAGUAGUUGUUGAAGAGUUAAAAGUCUGAGCUAAUCAUGGUUUUGGAGUUUUAAAAAACCCAUAGGAUUUACAAGCAACAGGAUUGCAAAUAUUUUUAGGAUUUCUUGUUCACAAAUGAAGGAGAGAAGUUUAGUCAUCUGGACUUCGCAGACAACCUGCUGACAAUUUAUUUCAGUAGCUGAAGAAUGCUGGUUUUUGAGUUUUGUCCAUCACACCAAACUAAAACCAGACGACUGACGUACCUACAAGCAGCAGGAUUACAAACCUUUUUCACAAAAGAGGUCAUUUGAGUCAUGAGUUUACAGACAAUCAUUCAUUUAAUUUAAUAGGUUUUGCAGAGUUAAAAGUCUGAGCUAAUCCUGAUUUUGGAGUUUUGAUCAUCACUUUAAAGGAAAACCAGACAACUAAAGGACCAACAAGCAGCUCGAUUACAAAGAGUUUUUUGAGUUUAAUAAUCUGUUUUCUGCAGACAACUUGCAAACAAAAAAAAUAUUCUGAAGUUGGAACUGUUUAAUGAUUUAACGAUAUCCUGACUUGCUGACAAUCCUUCAGUUAAGUUCAGUAGGUUUUGUUGGAUCACUUAAAGGCAAACGACAAGCACGAGGAUUACAGACAGAUCACAAUCAGGGAGAAGUUUAAUAAUCCAGAUUUUACAGACAAACUACCAACAAUCUUUGGAUUUAUUUUACGAGUUGUUUUAGAGUGAAAUGUUAACCAGACAACUGAAGAUUGUGUUCACCUGAUUUUUAUUUUGCAAAGAAUAAUUUGCAGUGAAAUUAUAAAAUUUGGGAGUUUUUUGUGUCGUUUCAGAAGCAAAUCAAGGACAACUUUACCCAGAUCACUGACGGAUCUGAAGCUGACAGGAUUACAAAACCUCGUCAGAUUUUUACUUUUAUUUUUUUCCUUUAAGUGAGAAUAGUCGUUUGGAUUUUGGUUUCUCUGUCAUCUCAUGAGACUUCUACUAAGGACACUGUCCGCUGAAUCUUUUCUAAGGCAGCAAGGAGUUAACUGUGACUCUUAAUGUCUUGUGGUUGCUCACCAGACUUUUGCGGACAUCCUUUUACAUUUUCAUAGAUGCAUGACGGCUCUAACAGCUGCUGCUGCGACUCAAGGACUUCAAGGACUGUCUGCUGUCAUUUUUUAAGAGACUGUAAAAGUUGACAUUGAAGAAGCAGGAUUUGGCUCUGAUUAAAUAAAAACUGCACAGAUCGGCUUCAGAGGCCACAUCGAGAGCUGGGAUUCGGAGAGUAAGAUUUCAUCUCUCUGUGACAGACGAUAACGACGAAGUCCGCCUGGCAAGAAUCUGUCCAAGGACAUCUUUUUCCAUCAUUCACCAUCUCCUUUUUCAGAGAUCAGAGCUGUAAAAAAAAAACUCCUCUGCUGACACCAACAAAGCAUUUUUCUCUUUUUCUUCUUCAAAGACGCUUGUUAAAGGACAUUUUCCAUCAUCGCAGAGCUCUUUUCUUUGGAUAUUUCCAUCGUUUCUUUUUCCAAUCUGAAGAUUUUGUUGGAUGUUUUGAAGUUUUUUUGCCCUGUAAAUGAUUUUCAGCUCAAUGGUCAGAUGACCACAGAAACAACGGAGACCAUGAGGAGGUGAUGCGAGGACACUGACAGCUUUUGGAGGAAGCAGAGGGUCCGAUGGGAGAGUGUGUGUGUGUGAACAGAGUGUGUUUAUGUGAAGAAACUCUGUGUUUGUGAGUAGAGUUGCACGCAUGUGCAUCCAAAUGCUACAGUGCACUGCAGACGGGCCCAGACACCCAUUGAUUGUUAUUUCCUGUUGCUCAAUAUUUGUUGACUCGCUGUGAGGAAAACAAAUCAACCAGUCAGAUAUGAAAGAAGGAAAUCUCAGCACGGACAAACAAAAUUUCCAAAUAUUUCUUGUGGAAACGCUGCAGAGCCAAGCUGGAGGUCGGACCAGUCAGCUGUCACAGUCUGGAAUGUGUUGCUCUGAUUUCAUGAUUACGGAGAACUCUCCUCUUCUGCUGUUUUUGUUUUUCGGCAGAGUUUUAUCCUAAACUGAUUGUUUUUUGGGAACAAAGCGGUCCAAACACUUGUUUUCAUUUCGCUGAGACGGACCAUCAGACGGCUGGCGGCGACACACAAUCUCGGAAAAAAACAAAAAAAAAAGGUCUUGAUGUCACAGAUGUGUUUUGAUGAGUGACAUCUUGGAUUACAGCAGUGCUUCAAAAUUUCCACCUAAAUUAAUUGCAGGAGCAUCAUGGGAGUUGUGACGACACAAUAAAAGUCUGGGUCUUAACUGGUGUAGCAAGAUGCACUGGCAAUAUCAUUAACUAUAUUAUAAUACGAAUGUACAAUUAUAUAUUUUAAUCAAACACAAUAAUUGAUAGCUUAACAAUAUUAUUUUUUUUUUCAGUUUUAACAGCACAUUUAAUCAACAUGACCUCAUAGGUAUUUAUUUUCCUUUAAGAGGAUUAUUUAACAUUUUCAAUCUACUAAAUUUAGCUUUUUUGUCCUACUGCUACACCAACAUUUUUGAGAACUUUUUAGGAGACAAUUCACCAGCUAUUUUGAAGAUUUUGGACGCUUUUUGGCAGCAUGCUCCCAGGAGGACUGAUGUCAGGCGGAGGGGGUCGUGGUGGCGGCGGCCUGUGCCUGCUGCGGUGGCUGGGUCUCAGGCUGUGGUCCCGUCGGGGGACCCUGGUGUUCGCUCUGCUCUGGUUUGGCUCCUGGUUGUUCCUGAACGGCCUGGUUCUGGUCCACAGGAGCAUCCUGUCUGACUACUGCACCGACGACAAGAGCAAGAGGAUCCUGCACAGACUGUGUCUGGAGUUCGGCGAGGGUUCGGUGACGGGGGACAUGUGUGAGGAUCUGUGUGUGCUCGGCCUGGUCGAGUACAAGCGCUGCCUCUACUAUGAGAACGGGAAGAAGGUGAUCGAGGCGCGCUGGAGAGGAAACCCCAUCAUCCUCAAGUCCAAACUGGAGAAUUUCUCCUCCUACGAGCCACUGGGAAUACUGGACUAUCAGGAUACAGCAGAGGAGCUCUCCCCUCUCGAUGUGGUUUUCUACGCCACUUUGGAAGUGCGAAACUCUCUGGGCCUGGCUGAGGAGGAUGAGGAGGAUGAAGGAGGAGGAGGAGGAGGAGGAGGAAGUAACAGCUCUCUGGCCAGACUGUGGGGGAAGAAACUGAAAAACAGAGACAAGAGCUACUCCAGAGCAGAGCUGGCUUCACUCUGGUCCCUGCUGCAGCAGGAGGAGUACACCUUUCUCAGAGUCCUGCAGGACCUCAGCACCCACGUAGCCAAGGUGUUGGGCUCCUGCGGACACUUCUACGCUGUAGAGUACCUGUCUGCUGGACACGCCUGGGACCAGAACAUCUUCUCUCUGGAGGAGGUGGCGGUUUCUGGACUGCAGGGUCCGAGCCAAACUGGAGCCCGAGGGAGGUGGGCCGCCCGGGAGAUGGUGCAACGCAUCGCGCUGAGUUUUCUGGACAUGGUGUGGCACUUUGAUAAUGACUUCACCCACAAACUGCACCUGUGUGACAUCAAACCUGAGAACUUUGCCAUCAGGAAGGACCUGACGGUAGUAGCCAUCGAUGUGGACAUGGCGUUCUUUGAGCCGAAGAUGAGGGACAUCCUGGACCAGAACUGCAGCAGCGAUGAUGACUGUAACUUCUUCGACUGUUCAUCCAGGUGUAACCUGAACAAACGCAGGUGCAGCCCCCGCCGCAGGAACAGCAACCUGCAGGUGAUUUGUGAGAAGAUUUUCAGGCCGUGGUUUUCUCCCACACUGCUCGGAGCCAAAGCAGGACUCCCUCUGCAGGUGGAGCUGCAGCGAGCCGUGCAGGAGUGUUCAGAGACAGACGGAGGUGUAGAGGAAAGAGAGGAUGGAGGAGGAGGAGGACGAGGAGGAAGAGGCAGGGAUGUCCAUCAGCGCCUCCUCAACAUCCUGACCCGCCUCCUCCAGGAGGGAGAGGCUUCAGAUGAAGGGGGAGGGGCCUGGGAGACAAAAGGCCACACCCACACCGCACUGAACUUCUGAGGUGGUGAAGCGAAGGCCGACAGGGACCUAAGAAGAGCACUACAGAGGAAGGAUACUCAGAAAUACACAAGCACAUUCUUCAGACGUUUUUCAGGAAGAAAAACAUUAAUGUUUCUGCGCCAAAAGUUUCUUCUUGGGCAAGUUUUGAAAUGCUCAUCCUGGAAUCAAAUGACUCAUUGAGAGAAAACAACAUGCUUGUUUACGUGUUGGCUGAUGGGAGAGAUUUAGCUUAUUCUUUAGGUCAAUAUGGAUGCUUAUUCUUGGAUCAAUAUGCAAAUCAAACAAGAUAUAGAUUCACAAGGAAAUAUGAUGCAUUGCUGAGACAUAUUCAGGAUUUUAUCUGAGCGAAUAUAAAUAUAAAAUUCAUGGACAAACGUAUGUGGAAACUCCUGUUGUGUAUAUUUGGUCUGAGUUUAGUUUGGGCCUCUCAGUACCUAAGAAGGGAAAAUUUAAUGUAGUAUGCAAUGAUAUUUUUGUUUGUUUCCAACUUUGUGUCAACAGUUUGUGUUUGUCCUUUUCCUGUUUCAACAUAACAAUGCCUCCGAGCACAAAGCCAGCUCCAUAAAAAAUGCUUUUCUCAGUUUGGUGUGGGAGAACUUGAACUGGAACGUAGACUCACUGGUGCUUUUGUUUCCAAGUGGGAGCAAAUCCUGCAGCCAGGUUCCAACAUCUGGUGGAAAGACUGGAGCCAGGAGAGGAGAGGCUGUAAUGUUUGGGUGUCCACGUACUUUGUUUGUUGUCAGGGAGUGUUUGGACUUCAUGUCAGUCUUCUAUCUAGACAUAAACUUUAGGGCUGCAACUAACAAUUAUUUUGUUAUCAAUUAAUCUGCCAAUUAUUUUCUCAAUUAAUUGUUUUAUCUAUAAAAUGAAAAGAAAGAUAUUCAGUUUACUAUCGUUUUUGACAAAGAAAAGCAUCAAAUCACCACAUAUGAGAAGUUAAACAUGCCUAAAACAGUUACUUGAUUUAUCAAAGUACAGCAGUCAAAGAUUAUUUCUCUGUCAAUUGUUGCAGCUCUAAUAAACUCUGAAGAUGUUGUGUUUGGGGAAACAUCCAGGCCAGGACUGGAUGGAUGGAGAGAGCUCAGUGAUGCCUUAAGUGUCUCCUCAUCAGAGGAAUAUAUUAUGGGUCGAGUGUCAGCGGAUCCUCUCUGAUUUUUUUUCUUCCUUAACUUAAAGGCACCCUGUGGAGUUUUUGUCCUUCAGUAGUGCUGUGGAGCAGUUUUUUAUGAGUCAGUCUCCAUUGUCUUUAUUUUGGGUGACACCUUCCUUCCAAUGUUAUCACACGAUUAUAAUGAUCCACAGGUGAUUCAUGAGGAAGUGCACGUUUGUUAGAGCCCGAGGAUACAGAUAUAGAUAUAGAGAUAUAUACAUAUAUAUAUAGAGAGAGAGAGUUUGGUGAUUUAACACUUGAUGUAAAGAUAAACUCCACAGGUUACCUUUAACCAGCUAGUCUCAGUGAGAUUUUAAAAACCUCUCUUGUUUGAAGAGAGACUGUGGUAAGAAAACAUCUGUUUACAUAAAGUGUAAAUGCUGUAAAAGCUGCAGAUAAGAUGUAACAAUGUAGAAAAUGUAUUAAUCACUAAUAACACCAGUUAUUUGGUGAAUUAAUGGCUUUAUUGGUCAAUUUAAGGUUUUCAGAUCGGCUGCAUUUCAGCCUUUUGAAGACAGAUAACUGAUAUUUUUUGACUGAAGCUGCUCCAAUUCAACAAUAUGAAUUUCUUCCUCAUGAUAUCUUUAUUUUGUACAUUCGAUCUGUCUGAUUAAUUUUGGUUAAAUCCAUGAUGGUGAGAGUGAUACUGUAAUAAAGGUCAACAGGGACAGAAUACAGUUUGUUUAUUUAAAUGAGUGAUUAAUGUUGCUGUUUGUCAGAAAAACGUCCUUAUUUCAUAUUCUAAUAAAAAAGUGUCCCGGCCCCUAAAAAUCAGAUUUUCAGCAAGCUCAGAUAAAAACUUUCCUCCUUCAGCAGAUGAAUGUAAAUACAUCAUUCUGCACAGAGAAGAGAACAACAUCCAGCUGAAGGAACAAGAGGAAAAACACAGUUUUGAGUGAAGUGGGACUUAAACUUUCCACCAAAUUUCAGUGAAAUCCUGCUAACAGACAACCAAAAAAGACUGUUAACAUUCUAGCUGGUAAUAUUCACCAAGUUUAAAAGCGUCAUGCAGCCUUGUGGCGCUUCUGUAGAAAACAGAAAGGAUAAAAGAUAUAAAAUAACCACCUUCAUCCUUCAGCAGCACACAAAGCAGCAGUGGUUCAUUUGUGUUUUUGUGUUUUGUUUGUGCUGCAGUUGGACUGGAUCUCAAGGGUGUUGUGAUAUAACCGAGUCAGCUUAAUUUUAAUGUGUAGCAGCUAAAUGGUCUCACUAAGACCAGCCUUCUGAAAAUAGACUGACGAAACCUAAGUACCAUUUGUUUUCAUAUGCACAGUUCAG
Thunnus maccoyii (southern bluefin tuna) is the source of this 7054-nucleotide messenger RNA. It is a transcript of the gene dipk1c, whose product is annotated as divergent protein kinase domain 1C. Lineage: Eukaryota; Metazoa; Chordata; Actinopteri; Scombriformes; Scombridae. The record is from RefSeq and is a predicted model, not a curated record. The transcript has 10 exons. Bases 3184 to 4626 code for a protein of 480 amino acids.